AUGGCUUCUGUUAGCGGUGGUUAUACUUGCUGUGUUCCAGGGUGUUUUAAUAAUAAUAAGCGUGAUAAACAUUUGUCUUUCUACAAGUUUCCGAAAGAUAAAAAACUAAGGAAGCUGUGGUUAAACAAUAUUUCAAGGAAAAACUKUUCUCCCACGGCUGGGCACAAAGUAUGCAGCCAGCAUUUUCAAGGAGGCAAGAAGACUUAUCUUAACAAUAUCCCAGUUAUCUUUCCUUUAGCCAAGUCUCAUAAGAAACCAACGAAGCCACCAAGAAGGAAACUUAUCAGACAUGAAACUAGAACUGAUCAAGAAGAAGUGGAAUCAGAUAUUAAGGAGGUAGCACCCGAAGAAGUCGAAUUUAUUGAUACCGAAGAAUCAAAUACAGUACAACAAGAAAUCCGUGGUCUUACCAUACCAUUAAGCUACAGAAUGCCCUUCGUGCAAAUGAAAUCUUGA
Molecule: messenger RNA, 456 nt
Organism: Actinia tenebrosa (Australian red waratah sea anemone)
Lineage: Eukaryota; Metazoa; Cnidaria; Anthozoa; Actiniaria; Actiniidae
Product: THAP domain-containing protein 11-like
Source: RefSeq, a predicted model, not a curated record